Didymosphaeria variabile is the source of this 5220-nucleotide messenger RNA. RefSeq lists its product as uncharacterized. The coding region runs from base 1 to 5220 and encodes 1739 amino acids. NCBI's taxonomy places the organism in Eukaryota, Fungi, Ascomycota, Dothideomycetes, Pleosporales, Didymosphaeriaceae. The record is from RefSeq and is a predicted model, not a curated record. The transcript has a single exon.
AUGGCGUCGGUCGACUUUGCGCGGCUGCGCAACCAGACGAUGGCCGAUGGCCAGGAUUCUGAAGUUACCGUGAAUACAAGGGCGCUCAUAGACAAAGUGCUGGCUCGUUACUCUAGCGAACACACAACUUUACGAGAGUUGAUUCAGAAUGCUUCUGACGCCGGCGCGAGCACUGUCGUCAUCAAAUUCGAGACCGACCCAUCUCUCGAAGUUCCUACGCCACAAGGCUCAGACAAGUCAAUAUUGCUGAAGCACAUCAUCCAACAACACACUUUAAAACGACUCAUUGUAUCUAACAAUGGACAGCCAUUCACAGCUGCAGAUUGGAGUCGUCUCAAAAGCAUCGCAGAUGGAAACCCCGACGAGACGAAGAUUGGUGCAUUUGGUGUCGGAUUUUACAGUGUAUUUGCUGACUGCGAUGAACCUUUUGUGGUUUCUGGGGACAAGACUAUGGCAUUCUACUGGAAGGGCAACACAUUGUCUACGAAAGUGGCGACUGUCCCGCAGGAACACCGGACAAAUAAUACGACGUUCUCACUCGACUAUCGGCAAGCUGAUCUAUCCUCUCCAUCGUAUAACCCCGCGAAGGUUCCAAAUUUGCCAACACUAUGUCAAUUCCUGGCCACAAGUCUAACCUUCGUGGGUCUGCAGUCUCUCGAGCUUCACGUCGACAGUCACAAGGUUGCAUCAUUUUUCAAGAAAACGUCUCCAGCUGCGGAUUUGCAAGUUCCGAGAGGGUUAAGGACAGACACAGAAGGAGGGUUCAUGCGCGUCGCGCAGGUGACUCAACAGCAUUCUCAAAUAGAUGCGGAGUGGAGCAAUGUCAUUGCGUCAGCCCAGAACCCACCCAAGCGGGCUGCUGAGUUGGUUCAAACCGAGGUGCGAAAUGCUGGUACGGCUUUGAAAAGCUUUUUCUCCAAGUUCUCAGCGCCAGCACCGAAAGCAAGCAAAUCUCAGCCCAUAGUGAAGGCACCGGAUACAUUCUCAACCGAGACCCACGACAUAGCUGGAGAAUCUACUGGUGUCAUUUUCCUCCAAGUUUGCACUGUUGAGGUCGAUACCCGUGUAUCAAAGAGCUUUGCGGCUGAGAUCGAACGUGCUACGAAGAAACCACCACCUCGCAAAACACGGAUUGCUAUUCUGACUUCACCAUAUCAGGAUCCGACUGUUCCUCUAUCAACAGGCACCGGGAAUACAGCAGAACUCGCCGCAAAACUAUUCUCGGAAGUUUUACCUACGAAGACAGGGAGAAUCUUUAUUGGUUUUCCUACUGCACAGACAACUGGAGUCCUUGCGCAUGUUUCCGCACCUUCACUCAUCCCCACGGUGGAGCGUGAAAACGUCGACUUAAAUGCGCGGUACAUAUCCCAGUGGAACAUUGAGUUACUACGUGUGGCUGGUCUGGCAUGCCGCAUCUUGUACGCCUCGGAUAUGGCCGACAUCCAGAAACGACAUGGGAAAGAGCCCAUGGACAGCUUGAUUCAGCGAGUUAUUUAUGUGUUCCAGCAGUUUACCUCAAACGCUUCGCACCCUUCGACCUUGCUAGGGGAAAAGAUCGAGGAGGCCUUCUGGAACUCUUCUCAGGAGCGCUCUAUCGAGAUGCUUUCGACAAAGGGCAUUAUGGCAAGCAAGCUAGUACGAAUGCCUGCGGAGACUCUAAGCUUUCUAGGAGAGGUGCCUAUGGUACCCCAGGACCUAGCUACGAGAGCCUACACGUUCAUGGUGGCCCUACAUCGCCGCGGUUUCAUAUCUGAGUUGACCAUGGGUGAUAUCCGGAAAGGACUUGAGAGUCGGGCUUUGACAGAAGAUGAGCUGGCAGAGUUCCUCAAGUGGUCCGGAGCGAAACUAGAAAGCGGAGAAAUCGAUGGUUCUGGCAUUCGUAGCCUCUUCGAGAUUACGGUGGCAAACAUCGAGACCAGUGCCGACGAACAGACAGGGAGAAUACUUGCAUUAGGCGACGUGAGCACGUAUGUUAACACAGCAAGAAUCAGUCCAACGCUUCCUGUACCUUCGGAUACCAUUCCCUUCAGCUAUUCGAAAUCGAUUCCAGCUAAGCAACUACAAAUGUUCGGAUGGAUCGAGUUGUCGAUGGUACGCUGGCUGCGACACAUGACCACUGCACCACAGCUUCAAGAGUUCCAAUCAUCCGAAAAGAUUGCUUCUCAAGUGCUCAGCCUCACGGCAAAAUGCUGGGAACAGCUUGACGGAUCCUCGAAGGAGGCUGUUGUUCAUAUCCUGACUCCUCAUCCCAUCAUGCCCACCAAGACGGGCAUGCGCAAACCAGAAGAGUCGUACUUUCCUACUGUCAAACUAUUUGACGACCUCCCUACAGUCAAAGCUUUUCCAGGUUCGAAGGAGAAGUUCCUCGUUGCUCUGGGUGUGAGGAAGACGGUUGAGUUAUCAGUGGUUUUCGAUCGCAUGCGGAACCAAGACUCGAAAUCACAGUCAGAGAAAGCUACAUGGAAUCAUGUCGAUCUUAUCCGAUACUUUGCUUCGGUCUUAGAUGAGAUGCCCAACAAAGACCUUGAUCGAUUGAAAGAUACGCCGUUCUUGCCCGGAGAAGGAGCCCCGGUGCAACAUGGCCAGCUAUUCAAGGCGUCGGAUCUGUACGCACCGGAUCAGGCUAUAUUAUCUAUGGGACUUGUCCAAGUGAAGCUUCCAUUUGAGUUUAAACAGAGCGUUCGCGAAGGCACACUGUUGUUAAGACUGGGGUUGAAGCAGUGGCCAGACUCGAUUGUCCUUGCGAAUAUUAUGCACAAGGCUGGGCAGGCGAAUAAUGGGCCGCUUUACGCCACUGUCCUAAAUUACUUCAUCCAAAAUCACUAUAAGCACGGCUAUGCUUCCGAGGCAAAGAAACUCGCAUCCCUUUCUCUGCCCAUUCUACCGACGGAACAAGCCCCUUGGCCGACGCUAGUAGGGCCAUUCCAGUGCUACACGAAUGAGCGAGCUUCUUGCUUGGGGUACGCCAUCCUGAGAGCCGAUAUUCGACCGCAUGCCGAGAAGUUCGGUGUGCAACACAACCCGGACAUUCAAGACUGUCUUCAACGUCUGAUCAAGUCCCCGCCGAAGACUAAGCUUGACGCUGAGAUGCAGUUUGCCUACUUUGCUAGCAGACUAGGAGAGCUGGAUCAGCGGCGACAAAUGUUGACCAGCAUCUCUACGGCACAUAUCGUUCCGGUGUUCCGCAAGUACUAUCUCGACGCAGCCUCUGCCGGCUUCGAAGAUCGGUCGAGACCGCAAUCGGGGAAGACUGAAAUGCGUCUCCAUCACCACGAUCCUCCAGAGACGGUCUUCGUCGGUCAAGAUCAAGAGUAUCGGGGCAUCUUAGAUUAUGUUCAGUACGGAGCCGAAGCUACGAACUUUCUCCUGAAAGCUGGGGCAAAGCAUGAGCCUAGCAGCCAUGACCUCGCCUAUCUCACCUGCAAAAACCCUGUCCGUUUCCUAAACACGAUUGGGCAAGAACGAUACCUCGAUCUUCUUCGCAAGUUGGCUGUACAAGCUGACAAUCUAUGGAAAGACAAAGACCUCGCGAAAACAUUGGUGGCCUCCCGCAUCCUGCUAGGGUACCGAGAUAUCAAAGAUGAGAAAAAGAGUCUUGCUGCCGCUCAAGAAGAUAACCUAGACGAUCUUGAUGAGCCUGGUGUAUCACGCGAGUGGUCCUUGAACAGCGCCAGUGAAGUCGUCAUCAUCGACGAUGUGGGCUUCUACUUCAGAUUCCGCGACUAUGUUAUUGCAGCACCCCAGGAAGAAGCACUCGAAGAAUUCUACGCUAGGUUUGGGGUCAAGAAAAUCUCGGAACAGGUAAAGGAGGAGCAGCGCAUUGGGAACUUGACACGCGAUCAGAGUGUGGCCCAUCGUCUGCGCAGCGAUAUUCUAGAGCGAAGUAGGCUCUUCCUCCACGAGUAUGAGCGAGACGCCUCGUCGAAGAGCAUACGGCACGAUACAAAAUGGCUCGGCUCGAACAUGAAGGUGGAAUGCGUGUCUGAUAUCUCGAUUCGCUACUCACUGUCAGAUCGAGCAGCCACUUCUCAUCGACGGACCGCGUACCUUAGUCGGAAACGUGGUGUGGGAACAAUCUUAUAUGUCACCCCAACAUACGAUGUUUACGAGGUCAGCAGCCAGCUAGUUCGUCUUCUCAUUAAGAAACCGAAGCAGAACGAUGCCAUUGCCCUGGAGCGAAUCCUUACAGAGCCACUCCGUCGCCUGCAAGAGAAAGGCAUCAACGUCGAGCGCAUCUUACGGAAGAAAGAGCACGAAGCUCGUAUUGCAAGGCAGCAGGAGCUGGAGCGUGAAUUCGAGGAGCAGCAACAUGCUGCUGAGCAAGCCAAGCAAGGCGCCGCAGGGAUGCCUCCUUGUCUGCCAGGUCUAGGUCAACCUCUACCAGGUCUAGGUCAAACACCAGCAAUACCAGCAACACCAGCAACCCCCGAGAAACCAAAGGAGAAAGAGAUGCCCGGGUCCUUCGGCAGCCCCGAUAACGACGAUCUAACCGUAGGCGACCACGCGCACGACAACACCCUGCGCCCCCCAGAAAAGAGCGUCUUCAACCAAUGGGCCAAGAAACUCGGCUUCAACAACAGGCCCUCCGCCCCCACCGACGUCGGCCAAAUCACAAAGGAAAACAACCAAGUCACCAAAAACAACAUCCAAAACGCCAUCAAAGACUGCCGCCCCAUCAACCAGCAAAACAUCAACUCGAAACACCACCAAGAUCCCCCCACCGAGCUCGACAAAGGCGCCUACUGCACAGACGACCAAUGGGAGAACCUCCACAAAGCGUUCUCCAUCCCCUACUCCGGCCGCCACGUCGACAUCUUCUACGGAAAAGACCACUACGAGAGCCUGUCCGACAUCCAGCCCGAGCUCGCGCUCUUCCUCCCCCUCAUCUUCAGCCUCGCCUCUCUCUUCGGCGCGAACCCCGCCGCAGUCAGCAUCUUCCUCGACAAGCAGUCCCGCACCAUCGCAUUCAAUCAGAACCGCGCGCUGUUUUUCAACCUCGGGUGGUUCAUGCAGAUGCAUAGCGCCGAGUAUGGCACGCCCGCGGGGAGGGCGCGCGCCCUGGAUAGCUGGUUUUUGACCUUCUGUCAUGAGUUGGCGCAUAAUCUUGUAGCGGAUCAUAAUGCGAGGUUUAUUUGGUAUCAGAGUCAGAUUGCGAUUGAGUAUAGUCAGGCGUAUAGGGGGGUGUUGGAGAGGUUUGUGAGGGAUGUGAAGGGGGAGUAG